AUGGCGCCUCCUCGUGGCGGAUUCCUUACGUGCCGUCCGCUCCUUACGCCCUCCCAAUCCUCCCCCCACUCUCCUCUUCCCCACUCCCCCUCUCCCCCCCUCCAACCACCCACCCCCCUCUCCCCUCCCUCCCGUUUUCUCCCCACCUUCCCGUACCUUCCUCCCUCUUCCGCCCCAUCCCCAUCCGUCCGCAUUCCCCGGCCUCUCCUCCUCCGCUCCUCCCCGCGCGCGUGCAGCGUUCGAGCGGUGGAGCGACGCGUCGACGUGGGGGGGCGGGGGCAUUCCGGGGCAGGGCGCGCAGCUUCUCACUGUUCCUCCUCCCGCGCCCUCACCUUCUGUCCCAAACACCGCACCGUUCCUCCCCUCCCCUUCCGCUUCUUCCCGCUCUCGCCGAGUCCUGAUCCUCUUUUCCCAACAUCUAAUCAUCCGCAAGUUCAGGCCUUCAUGUACCGGAACCUUCUUUCCCUUCUCGGCCCUGCUUCCCCCGCUUCCCUUCCCCACUCUCUCUCUUCUCCUCCCCUCUUUCUGUUUCUGCCCAUCUUCCCCCCCUCCCCUUCCCUCCCUCCCUCCCUCCCUCCCUCCCUCCCUCCCUCCCUCCCUCCCGCCUUCCAUCUCUCUUUCCCUCCCCCGCGCAGGUUCGAGGACACGCCCUCUCUCCCCCAGCUGCUCCUCAACGCGUCCUUCAUUCUCCUGCAGGGCCGCCUGGCCAUCGGCGCGCAGCAGCAGCACUUCUCCCAGCGCGCCCUGCUCACUCUCACGCCCAACCCCAGCGCGCGCGCGCCGCUGCUCAUCGCCGACCCCCUGCCCGCGGACGCCGCCAAUCCGCGCAACCUGGGGCACAAGGCGCUCGCCGUGCUAGGAGGCCGAUUAGAUCUGCACGGCAUGCCUGGGGGGCCCUCCACCCCCUCCUGGUGCCAGCUGGCGAAAACGGCGCCAGCUGGCGCCACGUCACUGCUGGUGGACGCUGACGUGUCGGCGUGGCCGGUGGGGGCGCUGAUAGCAGUAUCAUCGACGGACUACAGCACGGAUCAGGCAGAGGAUGUGAGCAUCACUGCAGGUGAGGAGAGGGUUGCGGGAAAGGGGGUGGAGAAAGGGGGAAGAGGCGAGAGGGUAACCACCUUCCCCAACGGCACCUCGCUGCUCACUCUCGCCCGCGCGCUCACCUACUCCCACUUCGGCGACCCCCUCGGCGUGCCCGACGGGUUCGGGGGCUUUAUAGACGAACGCGCUGAGGUGGCGCUACUGUCACGCACCGUUACAAUCACAUCUGUACCAGAAACCAGCCCGUAUGAUCGCGAGGGGGGCCACGUGUCGGUGUAUUUCACCCAGAGGCCGCAAGCGGUGGAAGGAGUGGAGUUCAGUGGGUUGGGACAGGAGGGUCUGGAGGGGCGGUUUCCUCUGCAUUAUAUGUUCCAUGGGAAUCAGGGACAGGCGGCGGGUGGGGAAGCGAGUGUUUGCCGGAAGAACUCGUUUCACCACACGAAUAAUUCGACUCAAAAGUCCCAUCGCGCUCCUUUUUCCCCAAUGUCUUCGUCUCUCCUCUUCCAUUUGACUUUCGAGUCGACUCAAAAGUCCCAUCGCGCUCCUUUUUCCCCAAUGUCUUCGUCUCUCCUCUUCCAUUUGACUUUCGAGUCGACUCAAAAGUCCCAUCGCGCUCCUUUUUCCCCAAUGUCUUCGUCUCUCGUCUUCCAUUUGACUUUCGAGUCGACUCAAAAGUACCAUCGCGCUCCUUUUUCCCCAAUGUCUUCGUCUCUCCUGUUCCAUUUGACUUUCGAGUCGACUCAAAAGUCCCAUCGCGCUCCUUUUUCCCCAAUGUCUUCGUCUCUCCUCUUCCAUUUGACUUUCGAGACGACUCAAAAGUCCCAUCGCGCUCCUUUUUCCCCAAUGUCUUCGUCUCUCCUCUUCCAUUUGCCUUUCGAGUCGACUCAAAAGUCCCAUCGCGCUCCUUUUUCCCCAAUGUCUUCGUCUCUCCUGUUCCAUUUGACUUUCGAGUCGACUCAAAAGUCCCAUCGCGCUCCUUUUUCCCCAAUGUCUUCGUCUCUCCUGUUCCAUUUGACUUUCGAGUCGACUCAAAAGUCCCAUCGCGCUCCUUUUUCCCCAAUGUCUUCGUCUCUCCUCUUCCAUUUGACUUUCGAGUCGACUCAAAAUCGACUCAAAAGUCCCAUCGCGCUCCUUUUCCCCAAUGUCUUCAUCUCUCCUGUUCCAUUUGGCUUUCGAGUCGACUCAAAAUCGACUCAAAAGUCCCAUCGCGCUCCUUUUCCCCCAAUGUCUUCGUCUCUCCUCUUCCAUUUGACUUUCGAGUCGACUCAAAAGUCCCAUCGCGCUCCUUUUUCCCCAAUGUCUUCGUCUCUCCUCUUCCAUUUGACUUUCGAGUCGACUCAAAAGUCCCAUCGCGCUCCUUUUUCCCCAAUGUCUUCGUCUCUCCUGUUCCAUUCGACUUUCGAGUCGACUCAAAAGUCCCAUCGCGCUCCUUUUUCCCCAAUGUCUUCGUCUCUCCUCUUCCAUUUGACUUUCGAGUCGACUCAAAAGUCCCAUCGCGCUCCUUUUUCCCCAAUGUCUUCGUCUCUCCUGUUCCAUUUGACUUUCGAGUCGACUCAAAAGUCCCAUCGCGCUCCUUUUUCCCCAAUGUCUUCGUCUCUCCUGUUCCAUUUGACUUUCGAGUCGACUCAAAAGUCCCAUCGCGCUCCUUUUUCCCCAAUGUCUUCGUCUCUCCUCUUCCAUUUGCCUUUCGAGUCGACUCAAAAGUCCCAUCGCGCUCCUUUUUCCCCAAUGCCUUCGUCUCUCCUCUUCCAUUUGCCCGCCCACUGCUCUCUGCUUCUCACACACGGAUCAUGUUCACGCUGCCUGGUGCUGACAGCGGCGAGUGGCAUGACAGUAGAGAGCAACGUGGCGUACGACACGAGAGGGCACUGCUACAUGCUCUCCUCGGGCUCCGAGACGCGCAACACCCUCGCCAACAACCUCGGCUUCCUCACCCGCCGCGCGGGCAGGGACGUGUCGGGCAUGAGGGACACGAGCAACCCCGCCACGUUCCUGCUCGCCAACCCCGACAACGACUUCAUCAACAACACUGCUGCUGGCUCCUACGCCGCCGGAGACGUCCCAUGGGUCCCUGGUCUGGUCCCUCCACGUCCCAACCCCGCCACGUUCCUGCUCGCCAACCCUGACAACGACUUUAUCAACAACACUGCUGCUGGCUCCUACGCCGCCGGUGUAUGGUACUACCUGCGGUGGGGAGUGUCAGGCCUGGCAGGCACCAUACCCGGGUACUACAAUCUACUGCCUUUCUUCACGCCCUGGGGCGCCUUCUCCGGCUGCACCUUCCACUCUAACAACCUCUGGGGCCUCCAGGCCUACCCCAUGGGCGCCUAUCCGCGCCAAGGGGCCUUCCGGAAUUUCUCCCAGCAGAACCCCGUGAGUGACUUCGGGGUUGCACCAAAUUCCACUUUCAUCUGUAACGCGCUGUCCUUCCCUCUCCCCCAACAUCUUUCUCCCAUGUACAACCCCUCCCAUUCCAUGAUCACGCCCAUGUCCACUACCAACCCGUGCUGUGCUCAUCUCACCACGACCACCAAGAGCAGUACAGCGUGCAGUGGCUCAAGCCCAUUCAGCGAGUGCUCUUCUCCCGCCUCACCUUCUACAAGCACCAAGGCAGCGCGUAAGCCCUUCACUAACUCACCUUGCCUCGCCUCUCUGAUCUCCUCUCCCCCUCCCCAAACUCUCCCCCUCCCCACACUCUCCCCCUCCCCCCUCCCCUCUCCUCCACCUCCUUCUCCUUCCCCUUUCUCUCCCCUCCCUCCGUCACCCUUACCCCCUGCCUGCUGCAGAAGCUUUCCUGUGCACCCCCAGCGCCUUUCCUCAUCCACACCCCCUCCCUCCCUGUCGCAUCCCCCGCCCUUUCUCCUCCCCUUCCCUCCCUCCUCCCCCCUCCCCCCUCCCCCCCCCUCACCCGCCUCCCUCUCGCUCUUCACGCUCAUGGACACGUUUGACGCGUUCACAAUGCAGGACUCUGUGUUCGCGGACAACCAGUGGUCGCUGUACCUCGCAGAGACGCAGCACGCCAUCGUGGACAGGUGCCGCUUCGUGGGGCUGUCCAACAACUACGGCACGCCGCAAGGGUGCACCAGCGCUCAGCCGUGGGACUGCGCUCCCAUCACCGGCUGCAAGCUACCGCUGACGAGCGACCAGCAGGGCAGGUCGACAGGCGGCAACCGCUUUCCGUCCCCACUGUUUGGGAUCGUGUACGAUCAGCGCAACUUCACAGAGGGCGGGGACACUGCUGCUCUCGUCGCCAACACCACCUUCUUCAACUACGAUGCCACGUGCCGCCCCGCUGCUGGGUUCGCACUGGGCCUCUCGCCCACCUACAAGGACUACUGGAACGCCGGCCAGGCUGUCAGGGUCCACCAUAGCAACGGGACGAGUGUCCCCCUUCCUCAUGAUGGCGGGUCCACCAUAGCAACGGGAGUAGUCUCCCCCUUCCUCAUGAUGCGGGACACAGACGGCUCGCUCACCGGCACAACCCCCGGCUCCGUCAAAGAGGGCGGCUACGCCAUUGCCAACGUGUCUUACCUCUUACCGCCCGCCAAGCUCAAGGGAGCGCCUGUGUGUGCGCCAAUGAAGACGUGGAAUGGGUAUUCGUGCCCCAAGGCAUGCUACCGCAGUGUGGCCAUCUCGUACUUUGAGCCGGGGUUCUCACCCAUCAACGACUCGCUUGACGCCAGGAAGAGGGGCUCUUUCAGCUACCUGGAGAUAGUGAGAGUGGAGGACAAGGCGUCCUUUGUCCUGGACGGCAAUCUCAACGUGCGCUACAUGAACGUGCACGACACCACGCUCCGAUACUUCUACCCCAACCUCCUCGCAGGCAUGACGUACGAGAUCACAAUCCGCUCCCCCACGGGCUCCACCUGGGUGCCGUCCUACAUCACCGCAGCGUUCCAGGACGGCGGCAGCUGUGGGCAGGGGCUCACCCUGCGCGUGCUGCCGCUGGGCCACGGGGGGACAGGGGUGGCGCGGCAGCUGCUGGUGGGCAAGGAGUCCAGCUCCGUGGGUGCCCUGCCCAUACCAGGCAACCCUAUACCGGGCAACAGAGCGCUCUAUAGCUUUGCCUGUGCAACCACUGCACCAGUGCCUGCGCUCACCCUCACCAUGGGUGGAAACUUUUCCGAUAUCGCCUACCUGAUCCCCAUCGGUGACACGGCUGCUGCUUCCUCCUGCACGUCUACGUUCAUGUCAACCCAGCAGCGCAGCAUCCUGUGUGCGGGCAGCGAGUGGCUGUACGACGACUCGGGGCUGGACUUCUUCCCGCCCUACUCCGGCGCACGCACCUUCUUCUCGCCCACGCCGCUGCUCACCCCGCCUGUCACCGGCCCCAAGAAGGCCCCCUCAGUGCCCCGCUCCAUUGAACCCCCGGGCACGUGGCGCAGCGGCAAGGGCCCUCUGGGCUGCUUGUUUAAAACAACAGCCGUCCCUCCCACUCCCUUUCACUCCCUCCCACUCCCUCCCACUCCCUCCCUCCCACUCCCUCCCACUCCCUCCUACUCCCUCCCACACCCACUCCCUCCCACUCCCUCCCUCCCACUCUCUCCCACUCCCUCCCACUCCCUCCCUCCCACUCCCUCCCACUCCCUCCCUCCCACUCCCUCCAUCCCACUCCCUCCCACUCCCUCCCACUCCCUCCCACUCCUUCCCACUCUGUUCCUCUCCGUCACCCUCCCUCCCACUCUGUCACUCUCCCUCCCACGCUCGCCCCUUCCCGCCCUCGCCCAUCGCCCAGGGGACAAUCCAGCCAUAGCAACAGUGCUCGCCCCUGUGUCCCCCUCCCGCGUGGUCUACUAUUUCCGCACCAACUUCACGGCCACCAACACCAAGUGCUACACCGCUCUCCGCAUCGACCUGCUUGUCAGCGACGGCGCCGUUGUAUACAUCAACGGUGUUGAGGCUUUCCGCACCAACCUGCCUAAUGGGGCGCUCACCAACACCUCCCUCGCGCUAUCAAACCUAGAGCCUCUGACCAAGGUACCGAUCCCCUACACGACCUUCACAGUGCCGCUCGUCACAGCCCCAGAGGCAGCAGCGGCAGCGGGGGCAGUGAGCCUGGUGGAGGGGGUCAACUUCGUGGCGGUGCAGGUGCACGCGUUCCAAAACUACGCUUGGGAGGUGGCCUUUGACAUGCGCAUCUCCGCUCAGCUGCCUGACCCUAAGUGCAAAGGCAAGGCAAUGCGGCCAGAAACAUGCGAUGGGCUUGACAACGACGGCGAUGGCAAGGUGGACAUAGGGCCGACCAAGAAGCCCAUCACGGUGCCAUGCGCCAGCGCCUGUGGUGUCGGCACCAUGACCUGUGUUGACGGCGCGCUCUCCCCUUGCUCUGCUAAACAACCCGCCGUCGAGAGCUGCAACGGUCUCGACGAUGACUGUGACGGGCUGGUGGACAACCGCGUGGGGUCCUCUCCAUGCCCCGAGGGAGCGGCGUGCUUCAACGGGUCGUGCCGGGCCGUGGUGUCACACGUGGGGUCGUCUGUGCUGGUGAAGGGCAGCGAGGCCGACUGGCUGUUUACCGAUGGGGGCACCAACGUGGCUUCUCUGUACCCGUUGUGGAAGAUCAACUCGGGCAUCCCAGCAGGAGUGAUGAAGGCAGGCAAGGCCCCCUUUGGCGUCAACGCCUACAGCGCGGAGGCUGCAGCGCGGUUUGCAACGCCACUGGCCAACAGCGCGGGCAGCUUCUGGACCUUUUACUUCCUCAAGGCAUUCAACCUCACGGCCGAGCAGGCCGCCAGCACCUACAGCUAUGACGUGAGUGUGCGGAGGGAUGACGGGGCGGUGGUGUAUCUGAACGGCAACGAGAUGUUCCGCACCAACAUGCCCGGGUCAGGGCCCAUCACCCACACCACAGCGGCGUCGGGAGUCACACAGACAGACCCGAGCAACGGCAACAACAAGGACUCGUACUACUCGUGUGGGGAGGCGUGCUAUGGGCGGAACAUGUCCGCUUGGAGCAAGCCGGGCAUCAACUGGGUAGCAGCAGAGCUACAUCAAGCCUACCUCUGGUCCGGAGACGCCGCCUUCGACCUCUCGCUCUCCCGCCUAGGGGUCAACGACUGCCCUGCCCCCCCCUCCAACUCCUCCUCCGCCGCGCCUGCUCUCGCCUCCCCGUGCAUCCGCUCAACGUACCGCUCGCUGCUCCCCGAGGGGACAGUGUGGCGCUUCAACGACGCGUCUAUGACUGCGCCCCCUGCGGGAUGGCACCUGCCCUCCUUCAACGAUGCCGCAUGGCCCUCGGGCCCUGGAGUGCUGGGGUCGGGUGGGUGGUGGAACAUCAGCAAGUCCCUCACCAAGGCAGCUUCGGGAUCGAACCGCCGAGCCUACUACAUGCGUACGGCGUUCACCAUGCCUGACGGGCCGUGCUUCUUCAACCUCACCCUCUGGAUCCUUGCCAACGACGGCGCUGUGGUAUACGUCAAUGGAGUGGAGGCUGCACGCAUGAACGUACCCAAGGGUGCUGACUCCACCACCCCCGCGAGCUCCUGGGGCAACUGGGUUUAUAACCCGUAUAAUGUUCACGGGCAGUGGCUGAAGCCUGCAGGAACGCCAAAUGUGGUGGCAGUGGAGGUGCAUCUACGGCAGCCUGGUCAGGACUUGUUCUUUGGGCUGCAGAUGGGUGGUAAUAGAGAGGCCGUUACGUGCAAACCUGCUCCUUGA
Messenger RNA from Closterium sp. NIES-65, 7698 nucleotides. The record is from the annotation of a GenBank genome assembly. Lineage: Eukaryota; Viridiplantae; Streptophyta; Zygnematophyceae; Desmidiales; Closteriaceae.